This is a messenger RNA of Darwinula stevensoni, 4695 nucleotides long. The record is from the annotation of a GenBank genome assembly. NCBI's taxonomy places the organism in Eukaryota, Metazoa, Arthropoda, Ostracoda, Podocopida, Darwinulidae.
AUGCAUUGGAAUAAGGAUGGAGAGCAGGUUGUUUGCCUCUGUCAUGGCAAUAUCUCUGUCCUGUGUAUGGACACUGGCACAGUUGAGAGAUGUUUCAAGGAAGAAGGUGAUCCUGUAUCCACAUUUGUCCUCAGCCCAGAUGAUACCUCCUUAGUGUCUGCACACAAGUCUGGUCUCCUCCGUCUGUGGAAUUUCAAAAAUGGGGAUGUGAGGAGAGUAUGGAAGUCAUUCCAUAUUGUUCCAGUCUCUGUGCUGUCCUUUGAUCAAACUAGCACCUUGGUGGCUAGUGGUGGGAGUGAUUCAUGCUUAAAAGUCUGGGAUGUUGUGAAGGGAUAUUGCACUCAUAACCUUCGUGGAGCACAGGGUAUAUUCAGUAUUGUGAAGUUCCACUCAGUAGGAUCUCAGUUUCUGGUCUUUGGGUCUGCAACUGACUCAGCCAUUAGAGCCUGGGAUCUGAAGACAUCACAGCUUGUCCUUGUCCUUCAAGGGCACUUGAGCACUGUCACUGAUCUCCAUUUUAUUCCUGGGAAAUGUGAGGCUGUCAGUUGUGGCCGUGACAAAGUUUGGAUCCAUUGGAAUUUGGAAGGAAGUGGUACAGCAUUGAGGACUACUUCUGCUUUUGAAAGCCUAGAAGGAUUGCUUAUCCUUGAUCCAUCAUCAGACAGAGUGACAUUUGGUGUCAAUUCAGAGACACUGUUUCAUGGGAUGCAUUUGAUCACUGUGGGCAGCAGAGGACAAGUACGAAUGUGGCAUUUGGAUUCAGGACAAGAAAUCCAACAUGAUGCUUCCCCUACAAUACCUGUGAGAAGGGGCAGGUCUGGUGAGAACCUGGGAAGGAUACUACAAAUCCAUAUCAUUCAUGAAAGAGAGGCCCUGGCUCUGUCCACUGAUGAUUGUGAUCUCUUCCUCCUUCGACUCAAAGAUUUUACCCUCCUCCGACAGUACAUUGGCUAUGCCGAUGAAAUUCUGGAUGUAGCUUUUGUUGGGAGAGGUGAUGAAUGGCUGGCAGUUGCAUCCAACUCCCCUGAUGUGAAGAUCUACUCGCUCGAAAGCAUGACAUGUCGUGUCUUGCACGGUCAUAAGGAUAUUGUAUUGUGUCUUGCAAGACCCCCUUCCAAGAAGCAUAUGCUAGCCUCAGGUAGCAAAGAUGGAACAUUCAUCAUUUGGGUGGAGAAGAAGACAGAGGCUGGGGGGAAGGUCUGGGAGAAAUCAUUUCAGGGUGUUGGUCAUACAGGAGCUGUGACUGCUCUUGCUUUCUCUCUGCACAGUCCUUCUUUCAUUGUCUCUUCCAGUGAUGAUCACUGCCUCAAACUCUGGGACCUUCCUCACCCUUCUCAAGAAGCCACUGUGAAAGUAAGAUACACCCUAGUUGCUCAUGACAAGGUGGUGAACAGCUGUUGUGUGUCCCCUAAUGAUCGCCUCCUUGCCACUGGUUCUCAAGAUCAUUCUGCCAAGGUGUGGAAUGCUGCAACAGGUGAAUUAAUGGGAACAUUGAGAGGACACAGCAGAGGGAUUUGGUGUGUUCAGUUUUCUCCUGUGGAUCAGGUCCUUGCUUCAGGAUCCACUGAUAGCACCAUCAGACUCUGGGCCUUGAAUGACUUCUCAUGCCUCAAGACUUUUGAAGGUCAUAGCAGCUCAGUACUGAAACUACAUUUCCUCUCAAGAGGGAUGCAGAUAGUCUCCUGUGGAUCAGAUGGUCUUCUAAAGAUCUGGAACGUCAAGACAAGUGCUUGUACAGCAACAUAUGAUGAGCAUGAAGAUAAAGUCUGGGCUCUUGCAGUGAACAGGAAGGAAACACAUUUGACAACUGGAGGGGCUGACUCCAAGUGGAAAUUAUGGAAAGAUACAACAGAGGAGGAAUUAGAAGCAAAGCAAGCUGAGGAGAUCUGUCGAGUGCAGGCUCAACAAACCCUCUCCAAUCUCAUUCAGGAUGAGAAAUAUUUAGAAGCAUUGACACUGGCCAUCAAGUUGGAACAGCCAUAUCGAGCACUCACUGUCAUUCAAGAGUUGUUGGCUGUGGGAGAGGAUUCUUCUUUUAAGGACAUGGAAGAUGUGGUGAAGCGACUAAAGGCAGAUGAGAUUGAUGCAUUGCUUCGAUAUGUUGUGUCCUGGAAUACUCGAUCUCGAACAUGCCAUGCCGCUCAGGUGGUGCUGAACAUCCUACUCCAAAGCCAAACCCCAGAGGAGCUGUUAGAGUUACCUUCAUCAAGAAGCAACUUGGAGGGCUUGCUUCCAUACACAAGGAGACAUCUUCAGAGAUUCACUCAGCUCAAAAGGAGUGCAACAUUCCUUGACUUCUUUCUCUUCUCUAUCAAGCCCACAUCUAAAGACCAAAAGGUAAAACCACCAAUGUGCGGGCAGUUAAGCCUCCCUGGUCUCAUCAUUCGCUUGUCCUAUCUCAAUGAUGCAAGCUGGAAGCUUCAUUUUUUGCUCCCGGGAGCAGGACACAAUGAGAACAUUGUCAUGGCCCUGCAUGCUAAGACCCAUGCAGCACCUGCAACAUCUCAGUACUUGGAUACAUUCUGGUUCAAGUACAUUCUCUCUGCAACAGCAGCUUCCCUUGCAGAGAUUGUGACAUUCCCCCUGGAUCUAGUGAAAACCCGCCUUCAGAUCCAGGGGGAGGGAGGAAAGCCUCACCCUCAUCGGGGCUUCCUUACCACUUCAUUGGGGGUCAUCCGAGAUGAAGGCCCUCUCAAGCUUUGGCGGGGACUCACUCCUGCCAUCUACAGGCAUGUCCUCUAUUCAGGGAUUCGUUUAUCUGUCUACGAACGCCUCCGUGAGCGAGGACUUGGAAGGAACCCUGAUGGAUCCUUCCCCCUGUGGAAGUCUGUCAUAGCAGGCAUGACAGCUGGAGCAUGUGGCCAGUUUAUAGCCAGCCCAGCAGACCUGGUGAAAGUUCAAAUGCAGACAGAGGGGAGGAGGCGACUUCUAGGGCUUCCACCACGUAUCAGCUCAGGGUUCAUUUCAACAGUGAUGAGUACACCCAUGGAUGUAAUGAAGACACGAAUCAUGAAUCAACCCACUGAUGAUUUUGGACGGGGGUUGUGGUAUCAGUCAACAAUUGAUUGCCUUUCAAAGACAGUGAAGCAAGAAGGGUUCUUUGCCCUCUAUAAGGGCUUCUUCCCAACCUGGGCUCGACUUGCACCCUGGACAUGCACAUUUUGGGCUGCAGAUGUAUUCACAGUCAUUGUGAUCUGCAGCUAUACUAAGAGUGGCACUAACUUUCUGUCCUCAAGUCACCGCAGGAGCCAUGCAGAAAAUUUUCUUGUCAACAAGAAAUCUUACAGAGUCGGACACCCAUUGAGUCUGACUUCACCUGACUUGAGUCCCAUUCCAUCGAGUUCUUGUCCCCUCCCCUAUCCUCCACCUCAGAAUGUCCUUUCUGUUUUGGAGGCUGAACAGCUCAGACUCAGCUAUCUAUCUCAAUAUGUGUCUACUUAUUGUCAGCACCUCUAUCACCACCUCUACCAGGAAUACUAUGAAAAUUAUGAAGACUUAAGAUCCCAAGCCACUCAGACUGCAGAUUCAGCUGCAGAUGAAAUCUUGCAUGCAUCAAGUGAUGAUGAUCAUCAGGAGGGGAAAAGAAGAGAUCAGGAGAAUGAGGACUAUGACCAAGAUGUGGGAGAGGUGAAGCAGAAAGUGAAGGCAGGACUGAAGCAGUAUAAAUUGUUUGGGCCCAAGGAAUGUCAAAUAAUUGAAAAUCAGAUUGAAGGCAUAGUUGAAAAGGGAAAUUCAGGAGCCUUGAAGCCAUGCACCCUGGACCGAGCCCACCUUCGCAACAAGUACUUCUUUGGUGAAGGCUACACAUAUGGGAACCAGCUGGAGAGAAAGGGACAAGGGAUGGAGCGGUUGUUCCCUCCUGGUCAAGUUGACUCCAUCCCAGCCUGGAUCUUUGACCUGGUGGUGAAACCAUUGGAGAAGGCCAACAUUGUUCCCAAGGGUUGGAUCAACUCUGUUGCAUUAAAUUACUAUGAGGCUGGUGGUUGCAUUGUCUCUCACAUUGACCCAAUGCAUAUUUUUGACAGGGGAUUUGCAGCAGACAACAUUACACACUGCAUCCGCCCACAGGAUGUUGUAUCCCAAAGAGCUGUGAUCAUCCUACGCAGAGUGCAUGAUGAUGCACCAAGGCUGGAUAUGGCAGGAUUUGAGAGGCUGUUCCAUGACCCAGGAUUUUUGAAGAGUCGUGCUAUGAGUAUGGAAGAGGGAGAGGAUUAUAUAACGACUCAGAUCCUUUCCUUCUGUUCUCAGCCAUCAAAGAACCGGAAAAGAGGAAAGAAAUCUUCCUCCAGGGAGACCGAUGAAAGUAAGGAGAAAGAGACUCGCAGUCAUCUGAAGUCGAGGAAACGUCGAAACAAGAAUGAAGAAGAUGAAUCUGAGGAAGGUCAGGCAGAGGUGGAGACACAAAGUGUCCAUAUGAGUCCAAGGAAGAAAGCCCGAGAACGGGAAAAGGAGGAAUGGAAAACACGGAGGAAGGACAGGGUUCAACGUCUCCUCAGCUUCUCCUUUGGAGAUGGAGAUUCUGAGCAUGAAGAAGAUGGAAUGGAUCAUUCACAUGCUGAUCAUGGCUGCCUUCAUCCCUGUGGUGAGGACUUUCUCUGUGGUGAGGACAGCCUCAACAGCAUUCCUAAAAAGAACACAAGAACCUUCGUGGGUGUCCAGAGUAGCAACAAUCACUUGGUCACUAAGAGCAUAUAA